Messenger RNA from Scleropages formosus (Asian bonytongue), 2035 nucleotides. It is a transcript of the gene srsf4, whose product is annotated as serine and arginine rich splicing factor 4. The coding region runs from base 105 to 1268 and encodes 387 amino acids. Gene Ontology annotation, cellular component: cytoplasm; nucleus. Lineage: Eukaryota; Metazoa; Chordata; Actinopteri; Osteoglossiformes; Osteoglossidae. Gene Ontology annotation, molecular function: mRNA binding. The transcript is spliced from 6 exons. The record is from RefSeq and is a predicted model, not a curated record.
GGCGGGCCGAUGGGUGGGGCCAGUGACGGACCGCUUGCGUGCUCGUCGCCGCGACGCUGUGUUUUCGGAGCGCCAAGCGGGCCGUUGGACGGCGGGACGGGGACAUGUCGAGGGUCUACAUCGGCAGACUGAGCUACCGGGCGCGGGAGAAGGACGUGGAGAAGUUCUUUAAGGGCUACGGGAAGAUCCUUGAGGUGGACCUCAAAAACGGGUACGGUUUUGUGGAGUUUGACGACCCUCGUGAUGCCGACGAUGCCGUUUACGACCUGAAUGGCAAAGACCUGUGUGGCGAGAGGGUCAUAGUGGAGCACACCAAAGGUCCCCGGAGGGAUGGGAGCUAUGGCUCGGGAAGAAGCUACGCCCGUGGUGGGCGGGACCGUUACGGGCCGCCCGCACGCACCGACUACCGGCUCAUCGUGGAGAAUCUGUCGAGCCGCUGCAGCUGGCAGGAUCUGAAGGACUACAUGCGCCAGGCAGGCGAGGUCACGUACGCCGAUACGAACAAGGGCCGCAGGAACGAGGGCGUGAUCGAGUUCAAGCUGUACUCAGACAUGAAGCGCGCUCUCGAGAAGCUCGAUGGCACCGAAGUCAACGGCAGGAAGAUCCGGCUUAUCGAGGACCGGCCCGGGUGCCGACGCCGGCGCUCCUACUCCCGCAGCCGCUCCAGGUCUCGCUCUAGGAGCAGGCGGUCCCGCAGGAGCCGCAGCCGCAGCGAGAGCAGUAGCCGCAGCCGCUCGCGCUCCAGGCCGGCCUCUCGUUCCUGCAGCCGCACCCCCAGCAAGAAGAAAAGCAACGGGGCCCACAGGAGCCGCAGCCGCGAGAAGCGGGAGCCCCGAGAUGAGGCGCGAUCUCGGUCCAGGUCGCGGUCACGCAGCCGCAGCCCCAGGAACAAGCGCAGUAAGAGAGAGGUCAAGAAGGGCCGCAGAGACGACUCCCGUUCACACUCUCGUUCUCGCUCCCGUAAGUCCAGGUCCCGCUCACGGUCCAGGAACAAGGAGCACUCCAGGAAGUCCCAUUCCAGGUCUAGGUCUGGUAUCAAGGAUCGCUGCAAGAAAUCCAGGUCCAGGUCCCGGUCCCGGUCCAAGACCCGCGAUGUCAGGAGCGAUAGAGAGGAGGCGGGAGCCGGUCCAGCUGAAGGCAGCUCGUGCUCCCCGUCUGUGGCCAAACCCCACCCCCUGUCCCCUGCCAAACCACGGUCACGCUCCCCCUCGGCCUCACGUUCGGAGUCCCGCUCCAAGUCUCGAUCCCGUUCCCGUUCUCGCUCCUGAGCAGGCGCAGCCCGCCCCACCCCGCUCCAUCCCGUCCCGUCCCGUCCCGUCUGUCCCGUUCUUUGUUUUUUGAUAAACAGUUGUAGGAUGACAGCACUCUUGCUCCGUGUGUCUGUUAAAACACUUUUCCCUUCUUUAUGAUUAUUCUAGAACAUUUUUCAGUAGUGUCGUCCAUUAAGUGGAGGUGUUUGCAAAAUUUGAAAUGUGUCAAGACUAGUUUGAGAGGAUCUUGCUUGAUAGACUUUUAUAAGCUAGAAGUCUGAAACUACCAGAAUAGGUGUCUUAACCUUUGUAAAGCAUCCUUUAGUAGCACACCUUUGGGUGGGUGGGUGGCUGGGUGUUUCCUGUCCUUUUCUUCUGUUUGUGGAGUCCCUUUUACCAGUUAUAUAUAAAAAUAAAAUUGAAAAAAAUGCCUGAUAGCUGGACUGAGGCGUUCUGUUUUCUCUCGUCACGCUUCUCUGGCUCCGAGUUCAUACGUUUUUUCCAAAAGCACAUUUCCUCCACGUGUCCUGUGUUCGCCCUGUGACCCGGUCGGUGGCAGUAAAAAAGCGUCCGAACGGACGAGGAGUGUGGAACCAGCGCCAUUCGCCUCACCUCCACAGCGUUUACAGCUCCUGCGCGGUGCCCCGGUGUCGGUGAUCGGUACAAAGGUGCACGACGUAUCGUUGGACAACGGGCUUUGAGCACAAGUUGGUGUUUUCAUUCUCGCACUUUUAAACUAGUCUUCACUAAUCUUCUGAGUUAUGCAGCUACUCGUGCGAUAAACG